Messenger RNA from Lathyrus oleraceus (garden pea), 1095 nucleotides. Its product is annotated as protein ACTIVITY OF BC1 COMPLEX KINASE 7, chloroplastic. The annotation marks the transcript as partial. The transcript is spliced from 8 exons. Gene Ontology annotation, biological process: regulation of response to reactive oxygen species. Lineage: Eukaryota; Viridiplantae; Streptophyta; Magnoliopsida; Fabales; Fabaceae. The record is from RefSeq and is a predicted model, not a curated record.
CUUCCACCGUUAGAAGAGUUAAAGGUUUUGCCGUCGGACGAAGGCUUCAGUUGGGCCAAUGAAAACUACAGUUCCUGGCAGAGAUCUAUUGAUGUAUGGUCCUUUGUUCUUUCUUUACGUGUUCAUGUUCUUUUGGACAAUGCAAAAUGGGCGUAUGUGGGUGGCUUUACAGAAGAAAAGCAGAAAAGCAGAAGACGGAAAACUGCUUCAUGGCUAAGGGAAUGUGUAUUACAGCUCGGUCCAACUUUCAUUAAACUUGGACAGUUAUCAUCAACACGGUCUGAUUUAUUUCCCCUCGAAUUUGUGAUGAACUCGCAAAAUUUGUAUUCAUUGAUUCUUCAGGACAAGGUCCCUGCUUUCUCCCCAAAGAAAGCAAGAGGCUUUAUCGAGAGCGAGUUAGGAGCUCCCAUUAAUGUAUUGUUUAAAGAGUUUGAAGACCAGCCAAUUGCUGCUGCAAGUCUUGGUCAGGUUCAUCGUGCAAUUCUGCACAACGGAGAAAAAGUAGUUAUCAAAGUUCAAAGGCCUGGCUUGAAGAAGCUUUUUGACAUUGACUUGCAAAACUUAAAGUUGAUUGCGGAGUAUUUUCAGAGAAGUGAAACUCUAGGUGGUCCAACUAGAGAUUGGAUCGGUAUAUAUGAAGAAUGUGCAACAAUUUUGUAUCAAGAAAUUGAUUACAUAAAUGAAGGGAAGAAUGCUGAUAGGUUCCGUCGAGAUUUUCGAAACAUAAAGUGGGUCCGAGUACCUCUAGUUUAUUGGGAUUACACAGCUAUGAAGGUGUUGACCUUGGGGUAUGUACCAGGUGUUAAAAUAAAUCAAGUGGAUACAUUGAUGUCUCAUGGUUAUGAUCGAGAUAGGAUCUCAUCACGUGCUAUUGAGGCAUACUUGAUUCAGAUAUUGAAAACAGGAUUCUUUCAUGCUGAUCAACAUCCUGGAAAUCUUGCCAUUGAUGUUGAUGAAUCAAUUAUUUAUUACGACUUUGGCAUGAUGGGGGAGAUAAAAUCUUUCACCAGAGAGAGAUUGCUUGAACUUUUUUAUGCUGUUUAUGAAAAGGACGCUAAAAAGGUGUACUUUUUUUUGUAUACUUGCAAUAUUUAA